AUGGAAGCCACCCCGAUCUCCAUGAAGCCACCAUCGCCGGCGCCGGCGGCGCCACCCCCGUCCACGCUGGAGCCUAGGCACAUGCCAACGCAUGCCGUCGGAGGGACCGAGCUGGAGCCGUCCAGCAUGAACCAGCUGGCAAUAGCCCCGGACCCCAAACGGCAGAGGGUGGAGGAGUCUGCGGAUGGCAACGGGUGCAAGCAUUGCGCCUGCAAGAAGUCGAGAUGCUUGAAGCUCUAUUGCCCAUGUUUUUCUGGAGGUGGUUAUUGUUCUGAUAAGUGUGGCUGCCAACCAUGUUUCAACAAAGAAGCUUUUUCAGAAACAGUUCAGACUACUCGCAAGGUGUUACUUUCAAGACAGAAGCGUAUGUCAAUGAAAAUUAAUAGGAGACCUGAGGCAAAUGCUGAACCUGUGGAAGAUGCUCACCAUUCUUCUUCUUCAACUCCACCAAGGAAAGGUUGCAACUGCAAGAAAUCAAGUUGCCUAAAGAAAUACUGUGAUUGCUACCAGAAUGGGACCGGAUGUUCCUUGUUUUGCUGUUGUGACGAUUGCCAGAAUCCUUUUGGGAAAAAUGAAGGCAUAAUGGCUGAUGAUAGUAAGCGCUAUCUAUAUACUGGUGCUGAUUUGGAUCACAGCGAGGGUGAACAUGACUUUGUUGUGGAGCGCUCGCCUCGUCUACAAUCACCUAUCUCGAAGGAGUCUUCUUUUCAUCAAACCCCACCUCAUCUUAGGGCCUCAAGCAGAGACACACAUGUGUUCCCACAGGGGAUAUCCCAAUGGCAGGCACUGCCCCGCUCGUGGCAGCAUUGUUCCAACAAGAGGAACAGCAAUGACCGGGCGAUGGACGACUCUGCAAACUACAAGAACUCAAACCAUGACUGGCAGCUAUCCAAGCCCGAGGACAGCUACAGCAUAUCGAAGUGCGUCCAGAUCCUGAACGGCAUGGUGGAGCUGUCACAGGUGGAGAAAUCAGUUGCCCCCGAUGUCUUCCUGCAGCCGGGCAACCGGGAAAUUUUCAUCUCCCUCGGCGGAGACGUGCGCGCCAUGUGGCUGAAGCGCAAGAUUCAGCACCUGGCCUAG
Molecule: messenger RNA, 1080 nt
Organism: Miscanthus lutarioriparius
Lineage: Eukaryota; Viridiplantae; Streptophyta; Magnoliopsida; Poales; Poaceae
Source: the annotation of a GenBank genome assembly